Trematosphaeria pertusa is the source of this 2018-nucleotide messenger RNA. Its product is annotated as kama family protein. The transcript has 4 exons. The coding region runs from base 309 to 1856 and encodes 515 amino acids. Lineage: Eukaryota; Fungi; Ascomycota; Dothideomycetes; Pleosporales; Trematosphaeriaceae. Gene Ontology annotation, molecular function: iron-sulfur cluster binding; catalytic activity. The record is from RefSeq and is a predicted model, not a curated record.
CGGGAGUUUCAAGGACCUGUAGUCGCACCCGUCCGAUAGUCCCGGCCACUCAUAUCUCCUUCCUACCAACUCAGUGCAUCAGGGACUGCAUCUCGACAAGCAAUGGUUUCCGAAUACGUGAGUCGAUCCUGCCUACGAGUACUAGCAUCACAUGUGGAAGGCAUAUAGAUGGCUAUAUUGGGCGUAUCAAAAAGUUCCUUACGAUACCGCCACCGCUCCCUCUGGACUUGUGUCGCCAUACUUUGCGCGUUUAAAAGGUUCUUCCAGCCAGCUACUAGGAGAAUUUCUGGUCAGGCAAUCACCGAGAGAUGUCUGGCCUGAGCUUGCGCCCUGCCCGUUUCGCGGCACGGCGGUCGCUUCCCCCGCCGUUCAUUCCCGCUGCACAACAAUAUCGGACCCACUGUACAUCAAUUGACGAUCGGAGGCGGUAUUGGAGUCGGCUCGCCCCGUGGAAGGAUGUGUCGUCCGAGGAGUUCACCAGCUACAGAUUCCAGCUCCGGAAUACCAUCGUUGGCGCGCCCAAACUCUACAAGUUCCUCUCGGACGUACUUCCGGAUACUCUCGCACCAUCGAGAAACCCUCUUCUUCAGUAUAUCAAAACGAGGGAUGACUUCAUCGACGAUGCGAUAGCGGGCCUGAAACUUGCGCCCAUGGCUAUUCGAUUGACGCCGCAGAUAUUGUCUCGGGUUAACUGGGGGAGCCCUCUCGACGACCCAAUUCGUCGCCAGUUCCUGCCCCUCAAGAGUGGAAUCAUUCCUGAUCACGAGCAGUUAACGCUAGAUAGCUUGCACGAAGAGGAAGACAUGGCGGUCACCGAAGAUGGAGCAACUGUUCCUGGUCUGGUUCAUAGGUAUCCUGGCAGAGCCUUAUUCUUAGCCACCUCGAUCUGCCCUGUAUACUGCAGGUUCUGCACACGAUCAUAUGCGGUUGGCGCGAACACCGAAGCCGUAUCAAAGUCGCCCCAGAAACCGAGCCGGAAACGAUGGGAGCUCGUCUUCCAGCACAUUGAAAAGGAACAGAGUUUGCAGGACAUUGUCGUCUCUGGGGGAGAUGCGUACUAUCUCCAACCCGAAGCCCUCAAGGAGAUUGGCGAACGUUUGCUCAGUAUCCCGCACAUGCGACGCAUACGCUUCGCGUCGAAAGGCUUGGCGGUGGCUCCUGGCCGCAUUCUCGACAAGGAGGAUGCGUGGACGAGUACUCUGAUAGACCUCUCCAACCUCGGCCGCCAGAUGGGAAAGCAAGUGUGCCUUCACACACACUUCAACCACCCGAACGAGAUUACGUGGAUCACCCACGAUGCAGCAAACUAUCUCUUCAAGCACAGUGUCAUUGUGCGCAACCAGUCCGUGCUGCUUAAGGGCGUCAACGACGACCUUGAGACGAUGGGGAACCUCAUCAAGGCGCUCGCCGAUAUCAAUAUCCAACCUUACUACGUCUACCAAUGCGACAUGGUGCGCGGCAUCGAAGAUCUGCGAACACCUCUACGGACAAUCCUCGACCUCGACAAAACCAUUCGAGGCACCUUCUCGGGUUUCAUGAUGCCAUCAUUUGUUGUCGACCUACCCGGCGGCGGUGGGAAACGCCUCGCUUCCACUGUUGAGGAGUACGACGAAGAAAAUGGGAUUUCGUACUGGCAAGCGCCCGGUCUACCAGGCAAGAAGGGAAAGCAGACCUACGUAUACUACGACCCUCGUCCACAACCUACAAACGCUGAAGCCGUGCAAAGCGUACACAACCAGGGACUGCAUUCGGACCAAGCGCACAGCUCCAUUCCGGUUGCAGACACCAGCAUAGCUCCUCUGGAAGACCAUCCCGAAGGGAAUCACGGAAAGCAGGCCGCUAGCGCCGCCGGCUGAGUCCAUCGAACGCUCGAUGGGAAUGGAGACUAGCUUCCCUUCAUAACGGCCGACAAGUUUGCAUUAGCGUGGUAUUUGGGAAGAGUGGUAACCGCUGAUGAAUUACUCCUUCAUUCCCGCAUCAUGCCUUACAACUCUCCAUCGCGGCCUCAUGUAAGCUAG